AUGUAACUUAGUUAAUUAACUGAAUUUUCUAAAAGUUUUAAUCCUUUAAUUGCUGCCUUUGAACCUAUUUUAAUUAAUAAAAAUAUAGAAAAUAAUAUUGUUACUGAUAUGGCUGCAGGAGAAGAAUUUACUGUUAUUGUAACUUAAAAUUAGCAAAAUGACUAAACAGAAGUUUUCUCAUGUGGUCAUAAUAACAAAGGAGAAUUAGGUGUGGGAAAUUUGAGUCAUUUAUAAGAUAUUACUAAGAUAUCAAGCCUAUCUAAUUAUCAGUUUAAAAGUCCUAAAGGACAACUUGAUCAUAUAAAAAUUAAUAAAAUAUGUUGCGGUUAUCAUCAUUGUAUUGCUGCUUUAAAUAUUGGUGUUAUUGCAGAAUGGGGAGACAAUGAUUAUGGGUAGUUAGGAAAUAAUAAAAGAAGUUUUAGUGAAAAUCCUAUCAUAAUGAAUUAUUUUUCAAAAGAAAAAAUUUUAAAAGUUUAGUGUGGCAAAAAUGUAUCAUCUGUGAUAUGUUAAGAUUGA
Messenger RNA from Ichthyophthirius multifiliis, 516 nucleotides. RefSeq names its product regulator of chromosome condensation and btb domain protein 1. Lineage: Eukaryota; Ciliophora; Oligohymenophorea; Hymenostomatida. The record is from RefSeq and is a predicted model, not a curated record. The transcript has a single exon.